GCAGCAGCAGCUAAUCACCGGCAGUGACCGGGCGUGAACUUUAUCGUGCAGUUAGCUCACAACUUUACUCAAAGAGUACAAAACAGAAGCUAAACUCGGGCGGCAGCAGCUUCCCUCCACUCCGGUUCACUCAGAGGAAAUAAGGAAGUGACCAGCUGACUUACUUCCAGUUGUUUUCCGCCGGGCAAGAGAAAUGGUGCACAGAUGCUGACCGUGGAGUUUCCUGCGUGAAGAAGCGUCUCCACACUGGGUCAUGUUGUCUCUCAGAGCCAGACCUCCUCUGUCCUGACACAGGGAGUUUUACAACCAGGAUCUCGACUUUCUACCUCAGCACCACGUGGAGUCCACUCCCUCUGUUCUACCUCUUAGGACAUCCACUGCUCUUUUUCUACCUCAACACACACUGUACGUGCACAGACACACGUAGGUGUUAUCAGCCAGCUCAGAAACACCAACAGACUCUUCACUUUAUCAGCAGGCUCUCAGGUGUCAGUCAUCUAGUGACGGUGUAACACAGUGUCUUCCUGCUCUGCUGACAUAAUCACUAGCUGGGGAGGAGCCAAACAAAGCAGCCAUGUUUCAAAGGAGUUUGUGAUGUACCGGACCUGCGACGGACCAAGACCAGGGGACGGACAGGGGCGGAGUGACAGAGACGUUCCUCGGUUUGUGAUUGGCUGUGGGGAUGACAAGUAUGACAUGGGCCAAAUGGAGGCAGGCAUGAGGAAUGAGAUGUGUCGAGAAGAAGAAAUGGAGGACUAUGAGGAUGAGUCGCCACCAGAGCGACAGAUUGUGGUCGGCAUAUGUGCCAUGAUGAAGAAGUCCAAAUCCAAGCCCAUGACUCAGAUCCUGGAGCGCCUUUGUAAGUUUGACUACAUCAACGUUGUCAUCUUUCCAGAGGAGGUGAUCCUGGAGGAACCUGUGGAGAAAUGGCCCCUCUGCGACUGCCUCAUUUCCUUCCACUCCAAAGGUUUCCCUCUGGAUAAAGCUGUGGAGUACACCAAACUCAGGAAUCCACUGCUCAUCAAUGACCUCAACAUGCAGUAUUUCAUACAGGACAGGAGGGAAGUGUACCGGAUCCUACUGGAAGAGGGCAUUGACCUACCUCGUUAUGCUGUGUUAAACCGAGACCCAGACAAUCCCGAAGAGUGUAACCUGGUGGAGGGGGAGGACCAUGUUGAGGUGAAUGGGGAGGUGUUCCCUAAACCCUUCGUGGAGAAACCUGUGAGUGCAGAGGACCACAAUGUGUACAUCUAUUACCCAACGUCUGCUGGAGGAGGCAGCCAGAGACUCUUCAGAAAGAUAGGGAGCCGCAGCAGUGUGUACUCCCCAGAAAGCACCGUACGGAAGACGGGCUCCUACAUCUAUGAAGAGUUCAUGCCCACAGAUGGUACUGAUGUCAAGGUUUACACCGUGGGUCCAGACUAUGCCCACGCAGAGGCCCGGAAAUCUCCUGCCCUGGACGGAAAGGUAGAGAGGGACAGCGAGGGAAAGGAGAUCCGCUACCCUGUCAUGCUGACCGCCAUGGAGAAACUGGUGGCUCGCAAGGUCUGCCUGGCCUUCAAGCAAACAGUGUGUGGGUUCGACCUGCUCAGAGCAAACGGCCACUCCUAUGUCUGUGACGUCAACGGCUUCAGCUUCGUCAAAAACUCCAUGAAAUACUAUGACGACUGUGCCAAAGUCCUGGGGAACAUGGUGAUGAGGGAGUUAGCCCCUCAGUUCCACAUCCCCUGGUCCAUCCCCAUGGAAGCUGAAGACAUCCCCAUUGUCCCAACAACCUCAGGAACCAUGAUGGAGCUGCGCUGCGUCAUUGCCAUCAUCCGCCAUGGAGAUCGUACACCAAAGCAAAAGAUGAAAAUGGAGGUCCGACAUCCUCUAUUCUUUGAGUUGUUUGAGAAGUAUGGAGGCUACAAGUCAGGAAAGCUGAAGCUGAAGAAGCCAAAACAGCUACAAGAAGUGCUGGACAUUGCCCGCCUGCUGCUGGUCGAGCUGGGCCAGCACAACGACUGCGAGAUCGAGGAGAAGAAAUCUAAACUGGAGCAACUCAAGACUGUCCUGGAGAUGUACGGUCAUUUCUCAGGUAUCAACAGGAAAGUCCAGCUGACCUACCUGCGUAACGGCCAACCCAAAGCUUCGAGUGAAGAAGAAGACUCUAAAAAGGAUGGUCCAUCUCUACUGCUGGUAUUGAAGUGGGGCGGCGAGCUGACGCCUGCAGGCCGGGUUCAGGCUGAGGAGCUGGGCAGGGCCUUCCGCUGCAUGUACCCUGGAGGUCAAGGUGACUAUGCCGGGUUUCCAGGCUGUGGCCUCCUGCGCCUGCACAGCACUUACCGCCACGACCUGAAGAUCUACGCCUCUGAUGAAGGCAGGGUGCAGAUGACAGCUGCUGCUUUCGCAAAGGGUCUGCUGGCUCUAGAAGGGGAGCUGACUCCGAUCCUGGUUCAGAUGGUGAAGAGUGCCAACAUGAACGGACUGCUGGACAGCGACAGUGACUCUCUGACUGACUGCCAGCAGAAGGUGAAGGCCAGGCUGCAUGAAAUCAUGCAGAAGGGCCAGGAGUUCACAUCGGAGGACUAUGAGAAGUUGGCACCGACUGGCAGCCCAUCACUGGUGAACUCAAUGAAGGUCAUACAGGAUCCAGUCAAAACCUGUGACAAGGUGUACGCCCUCAUCCAGAGUCUCAAUUCACAGAUCCGCAAGAGGCUGGAGGACCCAAAGUCUGCAGACCUGCAGCUUUACCACAGUGAGACACUGGAGCUGAUGCUGCAGCGCUGGUCCAAACUGGAGAGAGACUUUCGCAUGAAGAACGGCCGCUACGACAUCAGCAAGAUCCCAGACAUCUACGACUGUAUCAAAUAUGACUCGCAGCAUAACGCCUCGCUUGGACUGGAGGACACGAUGGAGCUGUUCAGACUGUCCCGCGCCCUGGCUGACAUAGUCAUACCACAGGAGUACGGCAUCAGCAAAGCAGAGAAACUGGACAUUGCUCAGGCUUACUGUGUUCCUCUGAUGAAGAAAAUCCAGCUGGACCUGCAGAGGACCCACGAGGACGAGGCUGUCAACAAGCUGCACCCCCUAUAUUCCCGUGGUGUGAUGUCUCCUGGUCGUCACGUCCGCACACGCCUGUACUUCACCAGCGAGAGCCAUGUUCACUCCCUGCUGAGUGUUUUCCGCUACGGAGGACUGCUGGAUGAGGAGAAGGACCAGCAGUGGAAACAGGCCAUGGACUACCUGAGUGCUGUGACUGAACUCAACUACAUGACACAGAUCGUCAUUAUGCUGUAUGAAGACAACAAUAAGGAUCCCUCCUCAGAGGAGCGUUUCCACGUCGAGCUUCACUUCAGUCCAGGAGUCAAAGUGUGUGAAGAUGAGGAGAAUGUACCUCUGGGCUUCGGCUUCCGACCAGCCUCUUCAGAGAAUGAAGACAAGAAGCCCAAUCAAGGCAGUCUGGAGGACCUCUCCCAGGACCAGCUAGACCAGGCACUUCCUCUCUCUGAGCCAAUCAACAUCCAGCGAAGGUCCCCUAUGAUCCGCAACAGAAAGGCGGGCUCCAUGGAGGUCCUCUCUGAGAUCUCCCCCACCCAGUCCUCCAAAGGCUCCACAUCACACCGACUCUUCCCCUCGUGCUCGCGCCAGUCUCCUGAGAUCAAACCAGCCAGUGGCCUAGGGUCACUUUGCUCUGGCCUCUUCAGCGCCUCUGCCCUCGGGGUGUCCUGUAGCGCCCCCAACUUGCGGGACUACGUCCGCACGCACCACCACCUCCACCGAAAACCACCCCUGUCCCCCGGCAGUCUGCCGUGCAAGAUUGGCAUGUUCGAGCUGUUCUCUAUGCCGCCAGUAAAGAGAUUUUCUGUGUCGUUUGCCAGGCAUCCGACUAAUGAGCCCUCUGACGAGCUCCACGUAGUCCAGCGGCUGGGGGGGCUUCCCACUGAGCCGGCUCUGCAGGGGUUUGCCCCUCUGGCUGUGGACGGGGCCGUAGCCCACCACCUGCGCCACUGUCCCUACCACCUCCGCCUCCUCAAGAGCUGGCUGAUGUCUGGUCAGGAGCUCCCAGAAUCCCUCCAGGGCUUUGAAGGCUGCUCCAUGGUGCCCUCUAUCUACCCACUGGAGACGCUGCACAACUUGCUGUCACUGAAACAGGUGGACGAGUUUCUCAACAAGGUGUGUGAGAGCAGCAGCGAGGCCCACGCCAAGACCAUGAAAGUGCUCUCCAGCCUGUUUGACUCCCAGAGCCAGACGUCUCUGUACAGCCCUCAGCAGCCUCUGUCCUCCUCUGGAUCUGAAACGUCUCUUCGACCGCCAAGCCGGCCUCUGUGGCAUGGCAGUGUCCCCUCCAGUGCUGUAUCCAGUGCAGGCCCCUCCUCCCCGACCACAGAGAGCUCUGGCCCAAACUUCAGCUUCAGUGAGUAGACGCUGUGUCUGGAAAAAACACAAGGACUUCUGGGUAUCUAAGGGCACGAUCUGAAGACCUCGGUUUGUUCAUCUCUCCGUGUUUUCAUUCAUCUUUCCAACUCUCCCUCUGCUCACAUUCACAAAAAGAAAACACUGGAAGAGAUGCUGAUCCUGGAAAGAGGCCAGCUCUGCCUCAAGUAUUACAAACACUCAGACUGUAAAUAUAACCACUCAGACUGCUCCUGGACUCUUCACCUGUACACAUGUGAUCACACCUUCCACUGCUCCGUAAAAGAGAGAAAACACUGGGCCUGCAACAGUUAAAAAUCUCUCAUCACCGUCGAUCCUCCUCCCUCAGUUUGUCGACACAUUCAUAAACCAUCUCAGACUGAGUAACAGAGCAUCACGCCAACAUUCAGACCAGUUGUGCCUUUAGUUUAAUUUGGAUGCUGCCUACGCUACGACAACAACAGUGCCUGUUUGUUUUUGUUUUUCUUUGUAGCCCAAAUGCUGUUUUACAAAAUAUCUCACACACCAGCUGCCUCAUCUCUGACAUUAGACGUGUGUGGCUGAAAUGCUUUACAGACUGUGAGUCAAAGUGUCAACCAUCAUUCAUUUGAAUUAGAAUUUCAUUGUUGUGCUGCAGCAGUGUGGCCCGCCAGUCACAGCCCACCAUUACAAAAAAACAGGCUGUAGUUUCGACAGUCAGGUGUAAUUUAGUGACAUUUAAACACUUUGACUUACAGUUUGUUUAAGCAGCAAAUGUCUGCACACAGGCUGACAUUUAAAGCUGAAAGGAACAUUAUGGACAUUAUGGAUUUCCUUACUGAGAGUCAAGAUGAGAUGAUUAACACCACUCUUACAUCUUUUCAUUAAAUAUGAAGCUACAGCUGACAGCAGGUUAGCUUAGCUUAGCUUAGCACACAGCCAGGAAAUGGGCAAACAUCGAGCCUGGUUGUGUCCAAAGGUAACAAAACAGCACCUCUAAUUAACACGUUAUAAUUUUUAGUGUUUAUAAUUCGCACAAAAGCUGAAGUAUAAAGGCAGCCAUUUGUGGUUUUAUGAGCAGACUAUUUCUUGUGCAGUAUCUUCACAAAUUUUCUAGGGCUGUCAAUCAGUUAAAAGAAAUUACCCCGUUAAUUGUACAAUUUUAAUUAAUCAUGAUUAUACCUUUUUGUUCCUUCUCAAGACUGAAGCUUGCAAUAAUGGAUAUUUAAGUGUAAAAUCUGUUUAACUCAGUUAGUGCCAAUGGCUGCAGCAAAUGUUAUUUCGUAGCUCAGCUGCCACAGGAAGUAAACGAAACACAGCAGUGUCAACUGUGUACAUUUUUAUUAAAGCGUUAAAUAUUUCCAAAAAAAUGCAAAAAAUAUUUUGUUGAGUUUGCAGCAGUAAGAUUUUCAUUUGUACGCCAUGGAAUUAAACAAAAGGGUUAAAUCAUGUAAGUAGAUUAGAUAGUAGAUUUUGUUACCUCUGGAACAAAAUGGACGCCAGAAAAUGGCCCCUGUAAUACACAAAGAUGAACGUCAUGCAGACAUCAGGAAUCUUACACGUUAAUGUCAGAGAUUACAAACCAAAUAUUUUCACAAAUCUGGAGGGAUGUCUUAGGGCUGGGUGAUAUAAUGACUAUGUACAAUAUAUUGAUAUAUUUUAAAGCAGGAUCUAGAUUUAGACAGUACCGUUUAUAUCGAUACAGGGUCAAGCUACGUUUCAAAAUGCUAAUCUUCGGAAAAGCCAUGCCAGUGUGCCUCUCUUCUCUCACACUCUCUGUUCUCCAUCAACACUCACACAGAGCUGCCCCUAUGUUAAAUCCAUCUGUUAAUUAGUCUACAGUGUGACAUCAGUCUAUAUGUUGCACAUGCUGCACUAAAUCAGUCUGUGACAUGGAUGAAGUUACUGCAGUAGCACAUGUGCAGGACGGCACUGCGCUGUCCUAUUGGUAGCUGUAUUCUAUUUUGUGACAUGGAGACAGCGCGACAACACAGAUGUUUCAUAUACAAGACGUAUAUAAUGUGGACAAAGUGUCUUUUGCUCCUUCCCUCCCUCGGCCUCUCUGUUGAUGCUCUGUGCAUAAAUAAGAUUAUCAGCCUGAAUAAAUGAAAAUACUUAAAUUAUUUUCAGCACUAGAUUCAUUUGAAAGUCCAACAGAUGGAAAGCGACUUUUUAACUUCACACAAAGAUUUUAAAUUGUUUCAAACUACAAUGGAUUUAGACUUACUUGAUACCUUUAUACUCACGUUAGUUUAGUGUCCUGAGCUGCGAACCUUAAAACCUCUGUAGCUCCAGUGCUGUGUGCAAAAAGUUAACGUACAGCCCUGCUAUUAAUAGACAUGUUGUGCAGCUGUAUAUUUUGCCAUUUUGUGGAAAAUGCAGAGAUAUAUAUAGUGUAUCGCCAGUCAGCCUGAAAAUAGAAAUAUGAAUUUUCGUCCAUAUCGCCCAGCCCUAGCAUGUAUGAUCAUUUUAAAGCUCAAUACCUGCUACACUUCAGGUAUGUUUUUUUCAAAGGAUCUUUACUUCAGUUUCAUACAACCAAAAUUACAAGACUCCAUUUUGUUUUUAAAGUACAGGUGUUUGUAUCGUGUAAAACUUGAGCCAGCUUUAUCAAUCUGUGUUAGUCUUUUCGAUGGUCUCCUGCUUUUAAAUAGAAACAGAAUGUAUCUGUAAAUGUGCCUUUAAAUGAAUAUUUAAUAGAGUAUUGUAGACACUGUGGGUUUCCUGCUGUAUUUUUAAUUACUUUUUCAAUUUCAAACCAAAAAUGAUUUAUAGAAAAUCUAUGGUAAAGCUUUAUUUUUCGGAUUAAAGGGUAGAACCACUCGAUAAAGUAAAUAGUAUAAUUGUACUUUUACAUAAUGAAAACUACCUGAGGUAAUUCUCUGCUGUCACACCAAAUUAUAUGUGUAUUUUAAAAUGACUCCAAUGACUGUUUUAAUGAUCUGACGAGUUAUGCUCAGGUCGACUGAUGGAAAUUGGUUUGACUGAACUGGGGGUCAAUUCGCUUUCAGUUAUCUUGAUGAGGAGUAAAUUCAGCGGUGACUUUAAACUCCAAAGAAACACUUUAACACUUGCACCAAAACUUAUAGAGUGUAAGCUCCUCCAUAAAACAACAACUUACAGUUUUAUCACAGUGGAGCUCUGUGAUCAGGGGCGUAAUGUUCAGACAGCGCCGUCUGCAACACCAAAGUAUAAACGGGAGAAAUAAAACAGAUCCCUGCUCAUUUCAAGCCAGUGAAACUGAAAAUGAACGGACCCCCAAAUCCUGGAAACACGUGCUGUAGAACAAAAAGUAUAAAUGUAUAUUUUAGUCAUCAUGGAAAGAGCUUUUUAGUUCAUAGGUUUGAAUAGGAUGAAUGAUUUUUUUACCUGAAGGUGGGUCGAAGUAGGUGAUUGUAGUCGUGUAUUUAUGUGAUUAUUUAAUGUGUUAUUUAAUGUCAGCCAAAGAGGAAGAGGAGGAGGAGGAAGAGGUGUGUGUCUGUGUUUGGCUGCUGCAGAACAAAGUCGAGGUUUAAUGUGUAAAAAUGUGUAAAACAUGUCUGUUGAUCUGUGGAGGUUCAGGUGGAGCUGUACUGAUGGAAAGACAAGGAAGAGGAGGAGGUUAUAAAACAAAUUAAACAGUGA
This is a messenger RNA of Epinephelus fuscoguttatus (brown-marbled grouper), 7998 nucleotides long. RefSeq names its product diphosphoinositol pentakisphosphate kinase 1b (gene ppip5k1b). The coding region runs from base 595 to 4404 and encodes 1269 amino acids. The transcript has 31 exons. Gene Ontology annotation, molecular function: inositol hexakisphosphate kinase activity; 5-diphosphoinositol pentakisphosphate 1-kinase activity; diphosphoinositol pentakisphosphate kinase activity. Gene Ontology annotation, biological process: inositol metabolic process; inositol phosphate biosynthetic process. NCBI's taxonomy places the organism in Eukaryota, Metazoa, Chordata, Actinopteri, Perciformes, Serranidae. Gene Ontology annotation, cellular component: cytosol. The record is from RefSeq and is a predicted model, not a curated record.